ACGGCUCAAUCAUACAUUGACUCUAUCUGUGUUAAAACGUCUUAAAUAAAAAGUGGUUUAUUUUUUGAGUGGAAAAGAUAUUAAUAAAUCUCCAGUUCAAAUCCCAGAAAAAAAUAUAUAUAAAAUAAAGUGCAAAAAAAGUCAAGUGUAGAAAAAAUAUUAAUACGGAUUAUUUGAAUUUACCAAGAAACAAACACCUUGGCUGAGUGAGACACAAGUGACAUCCUGUGAAUUACAAAAUUUAACAAAAGCAACUGCAACAGCGAUCAAGUACUAAGUGCAAUUUGAUUUAUUCAAACGUUCCUUAGUACAAUAUACGUGAUCGAAUGUCAAUAAUUCUUGCCGUAGGCCUUUAAACGACAGAGAGACAGACAACGAAGUCAUGGAUAUGAAGCAUAUAACAAUCAUAGUCACUAUAAUGGUAAUAAUUGGGUAUUCUGAGGGAAAAGCCGCUUUGCGACGUAAGCCCAAAGUAUAUAAUGCUUUGAUAACAACAGAUGAAGAUUUAGUGCAAAGUAGAGCCUACCCAGUGAUACAACCAACAAUACAUGAAUCUGGCAUUGCUCACUAUGGACCUUAUGGUCCAUUCAAUCCAUAUGGUGUUUAUAAUCCACAUGUGGUAAGACUUGCUCAACCAAUUGCACCAGCAUUGACGCCGAAGGAGCAUCUACCAUAUCCAUUACCAUCACCGCAAUUUCCGCCUCAAAUUAUGCAGCAACCUUUAAUGCCACAACCUUUAUCUGGUUAUCCUUUACCGCAAAAUCCACCAACAGCCCCAGAAGCAGAAAAUCCACAAGCAGCUUCAAUCCCACCCACAGGUUUGGAAGAACAACCACAACCUACAGUACAACCUCCGACUGUGGCAAUGCAAUCAGCUCCUACAGAAUUACCGAAAGAUCCCAAUCAACCUACUAAAAUGCCUUCAGAACAAUUACCAAUACCUCUAAAUCAAUAUGGCUUACCACCUUCACUAAUACCACUUAGGCAACCGCAAUCAUACAGUCCUCGUGCUUAUCCUUAUGGACCACAACCUUUCCAUUUGCCACCAUACAGAUUCAAUCAAAUUUCUCCUUUGUAUUAUAAUACUUUGCCAGGUUUACGACAACAAUUUCUACCACCCUAUGACUAUCUGCCAACCGGUCCACAAUUUCCCUUGAGUAAUACAAUACCUAGAGAAAAAUUAUACCCUCAACCUCCCAGUCAACCGCAGCCACUACCGACAGUCGCACCAACACUCCCUCCACUUACUACCGCUGAAGAACCAACCGAAAGUUCAGUACCAUCCACAGAAUCAACAGCUCCUGAACCGGCUUUUGAAAAUAUAAAAAAUGGCUCAAAAAGCAAAGAUAGCAAUGUACCAGAUGUGCCACCUCCACCAAUACCAUCGGGAGCCAAGUCCAAACAAUCUUAAGUUGUCUUAUAUUUCUUUAUUUUAAAUAAUCUUAAAUAUAUUUGUGUAUUGUAUGUAUUAGACAAAUUUCUAUAAGUUAUUAAGUAUUUAUUACAAUUAUUAUAUUUUGGAUCUUUAAGAUACCAUUGAACAACAAACGAAGAUAUUUAGCUACAUAUAUAUGUAUGUCAUAAGAAAUCACUAUUAGAUUAAAUAAGAACAUAAAAACGCACUAUAAGAAACAAAUUUACUAAACUCACUUUACGAUUUCAAAAAUAAAAAGUAUUGCAAAUAAUUUUGUUAUGGAAA
This is a messenger RNA of Lucilia cuprina (Australian sheep blowfly), 1699 nucleotides long. RefSeq names its product extensin. The coding region runs from base 383 to 1411 and encodes 342 amino acids. Lineage: Eukaryota; Metazoa; Arthropoda; Insecta; Diptera; Calliphoridae. The transcript is spliced from 3 exons. The record is from RefSeq and is a predicted model, not a curated record.